Molecule: messenger RNA, 2855 nt
Organism: Dromiciops gliroides (monito del monte)
Lineage: Eukaryota; Metazoa; Chordata; Mammalia; Microbiotheria; Microbiotheriidae
Gene: ZIC2
Product: Zic family member 2
Exons: 3
Coding region: 137-1738 (533 amino acids)
Biological process (GO): central nervous system development; regulation of transcription by RNA polymerase II
Cellular component (GO): nucleus
Molecular function (GO): RNA polymerase II cis-regulatory region sequence-specific DNA binding; DNA-binding transcription factor activity, RNA polymerase II-specific
Source: RefSeq, a predicted model, not a curated record
GAGCAGGCAGGAGCCGAGCAAGGAGGGGGAGCCGCCCGGGAGUUGCGCGAGCAGCCGGGGCAGACACCAGCGCCUCCUCCGGGGGUAGCAGCCCGAAGCCGAGCGGGAGCGGCAGCCGGAGAGGAGCGGGCUGACCAUGCUGCUGGACGCGGGGCCGCAGUUCCCGGCCAUCGGGGUGGGCAGUUUCGCCCGGCACCACCACCAUUCGGCGGCCGCGGCCGCGGCAGCCGCCGAAAUGCAAGACCGCGAACUGAGCCUGGCGGCGGCGCAGAACGGCUUCGUGGACUCGGCCGCCGCGCACAUGGGCGCCUUCAAGCUCAAUCCCGGGGCCCACGAUCUGUCCCCUGGCCAGAGCUCGGCUUUUACCUCGCAAGGGCCCGGGGGGUAUCCGGGUUCGGCCGCAGCCGCCGCAGCCGCCGCAGCCCUGGGGCCCCACGCCGCCCAUGUAGGCUCUUAUUCGGGAGCACCCUUUAACUCCACCCGGGACUUUCUGUUCCGCAGCCGGGGUUUUGGGGACUCGGCUCCCGCCGGUGGGCAGCACGGGCUAUUCGGGCCAGGGGCGGGAAGCCUGCACCAUCCGCACACGGAUGCCCAAAGCCACCUUCUGUUCCCAGGAAUCCAUGAGCAGCACGGUCCCCACGGCUCUCAGAAUGUGCUGAACGGGCAGAUGCGGCUGGGGCUGCCCGGAGAGGUGUUCGGUCGCUCGGACCAGUACCGCCAAGUGUCCAGCCCCCGGACUGACCCCUACUCGGCGGCCCAGCUCCACAACCAAUACGGCCCCAUGAAUAUGAACAUGGGCAUGAACAUGGCAGCGGCCGCCGCCCACCACCACCACCACCACCACCACCCAGGUGCCUUUUUCCGCUACAUGAGGCAGCAGUGCAUCAAACAGGAGCUCAUCUGCAAGUGGAUCGACCCGGAACAACUGAGCAAUCCCAAGAAGAGUUGCAACAAAACUUUCAGCACCAUGCACGAGCUAGUCACCCACGUCUCAGUGGAGCACGUCGGGGGCCCUGAGCAGAGUAACCACAUCUGUUUCUGGGAGGAGUGUCCUCGGGAGGGCAAGCCCUUCAAGGCCAAAUACAAACUGGUCAACCACAUCCGUGUACACACCGGAGAGAAGCCGUUUCCUUGCCCCUUUCCAGGCUGCGGGAAAGUUUUCGCCCGCUCGGAAAAUCUGAAGAUACACAAAAGGACCCACACAGGAGAGAAGCCGUUCCAGUGUGAAUUUGAAGGCUGUGACAGACGCUUUGCCAACAGCAGCGAUCGGAAGAAGCACAUGCACGUCCAUACUUCGGAUAAGCCCUAUCUUUGUAAGAUGUGUGACAAAUCUUACACUCAUCCCAGCUCCCUGAGGAAGCACAUGAAGGUCCAUGAGUCCUCCCCACAGGGCUCCGAAUCCUCCCCAGCCGCCAGCUCGGGCUACGAGUCCUCCACCCCACCGGGGCUAGUGUCCCCUAGCGCCGAGCCUCAGAGUACCACCAAUCUGUCUCCGGCUGCUGCUGCUGCGGCGGCGGCGGCAGCGGCGGCGGCGGCUGCUGCUGCUGCGGUGACCGCAGUGCACAGGAGCAGCGGGGCUGGAGGUGGCGGCGGCGGCGGCGGCAGCGGCGGGGGAGGCAGCGGGGGUGCCGGUGGCGGCGGUGGAGGGGGCGGUGGCAGCAGCAGCACCGGCGGGGGCGGUGGGACCGGCGGGGGUCACAGUGGCCUCUCCUCCAACUUCAACGAAUGGUACGUCUAAAGGAGGGGCCAAUCUCCUUCUCCCCCAUCCCCAAUCCCAGUUUUCCCGAGUCCUCAUCCUUCACCCUUCCGCAGAGAAGGGCAAGAGAACAGUUAGUGAUAGUGGAUGUUUCGAUCAUUUGUAUUCAUACCAGCAAAAGGAUCAAAAAAGUUAAAAACAAAGGAUCUAAUCUCGAAGAGCAAAAACUUCCCUUCCAAAGUCUCUGAAACUAAAAAAAAAAAAACAGCAAGGACACCCAACCCAACAACAACAACAAAACCCCAAACCAAACUCUCUUGCUUCCCCCUUCUUGCUCUUCCUCCACUCCCUCUUCCCGGUCUAGUUACUCGUUUCCUGACAAACUGUGUACAUAGUGGACUCCUCCUUCCUUCUCUGAGGUGGUAACGAAGUUUUAAUGGAUUCUUGGUGUAUAGAAGUUUGUCCAUUUGUAAAACGACGGUUGAGUUUCCUCCCCUCCCCCCUUCCUUGCCCAAAGUGAUGGACUUUUCUUUUUUUAUUUUUUAGUUCCCCGGUUUAUUUUUAAGUAAUGUGGAAGAAAAUGGUUUAUUUUGUAUUGUGGUAUUGAAUAUUGUGUUCCUUUUUAUGAGGCAACUUGAUUGUAAUCUUCAUGCAACUAUAGACUGGAAGAAAAAACCGUGCCAAAGUCUCCAUUCUGUUUUUCCAACACAAUUCUAUACAGCACACACACACACACACACACACACACACACACACUCACACAAACACACACCACCACCACCACCACCAACGCUUGUGAAUGUAUUUUUUCUGUUAGCUGGGUUUACAUGUGAUGUUUUAGUGCUUUUGCAAGUUCAAUUUGUUAGUUCCUGUACGGAAGAUCGUGGGGAAAAAUAAACGUUGUGCCGUUAGCUUUUUCCGUAAUAACACCCUUCCUUCUGUAAAUAUCCAUUACCAUAUUUAUCCAUUUGUAAUUAAAUUAUGGUAUUAACUUGCUACAGAGGAAACAAUAUUUAUAAAGAAUGUUUCUUAACUAUAAAUAUGUACAAUUGUGGGCAUAAACUGUUUCAGAAUUUUUAUUUGAAGGUUUAAGUGGUUUCAUCAUUUCUUGUGAUAUGUUUUAAGAGUAAUGCAUACAGAAAUAUAAUAAAAAUGUGUU